Molecule: messenger RNA, 2790 nt
Organism: Sabethes cyaneus
Lineage: Eukaryota; Metazoa; Arthropoda; Insecta; Diptera; Culicidae
Product: polypeptide N-acetylgalactosaminyltransferase 16-like
Exons: 4
Coding region: 1043-2749 (568 amino acids)
Cellular component (GO): Golgi apparatus
Source: RefSeq, a predicted model, not a curated record
CAUGCGAAAAUCAAACGGAUUUAAUGUUUGCUUUAUUGACGGGCGCCAGCAGUUUAGUUGCUGGUCACAUCUUCUAUUUUAUUGCCCAUCGGAUGUCGGCUGCAGCCGCAUUGGCGGACAUUGCUUACGUGAUUAGGUUGUGUUAACACUGUUUUUGCCGGUACAAUUCUCCGGUGACGUGCAUCGUUCGGUCGUGUAUCAAUUUUAUUCGUGAUGAGCAUGACGCGACCGCGAAAGGGUGGCACUAUCAAACGUAGCCACAGUCGAGUGAUAAGAUACGUCAUCGAAGACCACCCAGUUAUUUGAACUAGUGAUCAGCUUGUCGUGAGGGAACUAUUUCAGCUUGAAACUCUAAUUGCAUGCAAUCAUCUUUUUAUAAGCCGAUCGCGUGCAGGAUAAAGCCCGGCAGUCAGUGCCACGAUGUCGGCACCAGAAGAAGUGUGUGCCGGAAUGUGUGAAUAAAACAAAACAAUAAACCAUUUGUGACGUUCGCAACAACCAAAGGCGCGAAGAUGCUCCAUUAGUCGUGUACACAUAACUUCUGGAAAUGAUGCAAAUUGACUUCAAUUGGUUCGUUAGUUUUUCUCAUGUUCAGUUCCUUAAUAACUCUAUGCAGUACGAACAUCAGUUUAGUUGUACGACUUCGAAUAAAUUAAUCUACAUGUAACGGUUUAAUUGUAACUAAUCACAGUUUAAUGUUAUAAUUAAAUCAUUCUCAUUGGAAUAGUGUCCCAGUUUUACGCAGAAUCGUUUGCUAAUAUAUAGAUAAUCACCAAUAAGCUUGUUUAGAACUGGAAUAGCAAUCACUGAAAUGCUAGCAUUUUCACUUCCAGCAGUGACUAUAAGAAGGGCGACAGGGGAAACACACGCGUGCAUUGUAGAUUAAAUUUAGUGCGAUUAGCGCCAGUAAAUGGUUGCAUUUUCAUACAAAGUCCUCGCUGGAACAACGCAAUGGUAGCAUUCAAUGGGGCGUAUUACCGGUAGAUGAACGUCGAUAAACCAUCAGUCAGUACCAUAGUUCAACUCGGAGCGGUCAGUAAAUAUGAAAAUAUUAUACCGAAAAAAGUGCGGCUUUCUGUUGAUUCUCGUGUUUGGUCUUCUCUUCAUUGGCUGGAACAAUCUGUAUUUGUUCCACGCGCCGCGCCUAAAGCGAAAGGUGCUCGACCUGAAUCAGACGGCCAGUUUGGCACUGCUAGCCGGCCACUGGCAACAACUGAUUGCCGAUAAAUACUCAGCUCUGCCCACCGCUGACAACGGGACCGGUACCGCCUCCUUCUUUCAGCGUCAUUACUUCAACCUGGAGCGUAGCGAUCGGAUUGGAGUCGAUCGAUCGUUGCCGGACACACGACAUGCAAACUGCAAAUCUCAAACUUACUCGGCCCCCCGCGGGACCACAUCGGUGAUAAUUACCUUUCACAACGAGGCCACAUCGGCACUGUUGCGUACGAUCUUCAGUCUGCUGAAGCGAACCCCGGCCGAGCUGCUGCACGAAAUUAUUGUCAUCGAUGAUGGCAGCACCACACUGGAGGACAGCCUGGACUUUCUGAACCGCAUACCGUCCGUCCGCUUUCACCGAAACUACGUCCGCGAGGGUUUGAUUCGUUCCAGAAACAUCGGUGUGGCAUAUGCCGGCGGAGAUUACGUAGUUUUUCUCGACAGCCACUGCGAGGUGAAUCGGGGCUGGCUAGAGCCACUACUCGAUCGACUGGCUAUCGAUGGCAGUGCCGUACUGAGUCCGAUUAUCGACAUCAUCGACCCGGAAUCGUUCCAGUAUCGACCCAAUUCAGCUCGAUUGCGAGGCGGAUUCGAUUGGAGUUUACGCUUUCGGUGGAUUCCGGUGGGAGAGGAAGAACUCGAGCAUAGAAACCAGGACGAAUCGUUACCGUUCUACAGUCCGGCCACCUCCGGUGGAGUGUUUAUUGUUUCGAAAAACUUGUUUCAGCAACUCGGUGGUUUCGAUGGUGGCAUGGACAUCUGGGGUGGCGAGGCGUUGGAAUUUUCCAUCAAAUCGUGGCUUUGUGGGGCUCACAUCGAGGUGGUACCCUGCUCUAGGAUAGGACACGUGUUUCGCCAGAAACAUCCCUAUGUGUUUCCGCAGGGCAGUACUGCUACUUAUCUUAGAAACUCGAAACGCAUUGCUACCGUGUGGUUGGAUGAGUUUAAAAACUUCUUUUAUGAAACACGACCAGAAGCUGUUGAAUUGAGCGUGGGUUCAAUUUCGGACUUACAGAAUCUUCGACGCCGUUUGAAUUGUCGUAAGUUCAGCUGGUAUUUGCAAAACGUGUUUGUUGGCUUGAAGCUUCCUAAUGAAAAUAAUGUCGCUUUCGGACACCUCCGGCAUGGAGAAAGAUGUCUGGACGUGAAGCUGAAGUACCAUGGAAAGUCACGACAACGAAGUCAGUCCGUCAAAGAAAAUGAUGUGGUUUUAAUUGAUUGCAACAAGGACGAUUCCGAUGGGGUAGCAACGAAAUGGUCCCUGAGUAAGAAAAAUGGCCAACUUCGAACGGAUUCAGGAGCGUGUUUGAGUGUCAAAGAACGGCGUGUGCUGUUAGAACAGUGCGAAGAGAUCGAGAAAACCCAUCACCACUACGAACAUCGAUGGAGCAGAAUUGGAAGCACUUUGAUGCAUAGCAGCAGCGGCAUGUGUCUGGAGAAUCUGGUCAACAUGGACGUCGGCGCUAGCGACUGCCGCGUGGGAGCUCCCAGUCAACUUUGGAGUUUCUCGCUGGAGAUACAACAGUUGGAAUAGACUACCGAAGUGUUUUUUCUUGUCGUAUAAAAUGUCUCAAU